AUGCCUAUCAUGGAAGAAGAACUCGAGACCACACCACUCAGUCGAUCCAUCAACGAUUUGUCUGAGACGAGGCUGCGCGCGGUUCUCAAAUCCAUUUGCGCGCAAAAUGACGAGGCCCGCAAGGAAGCCGAGAGCCAAUUGCUAGUGGCAACCACCGAUAGCGGUGAAAGCACAGAGAGCAAAAAGAGACAGAGAUCGCGUUAUGCCUUUUGUGAAACCUGCAAGGAGGAAUUCGAUGUGACGACCAAUACUGAUGAAUCUUGUCGGUGUCAUCCGGAAAAAUGCGAGCCCACCGAAGAGCUCUACGUCGACAAUGACUUCGCCGCGGAUGAGUUUGGAGUGGACAACGAUGACAACCGCGCGGAGUUCCCAGAGUGGUUCAGGUUUGAUUGCUGCGGUGGAAAUCUGCGAGAUGACCCGGGAUGCGAACUUGACUACCAUAAAGAACGGUCGCCCCUUAAAAGUUCAUUGAAAAGGGCAAGAGGCUUUUAA
Molecule: messenger RNA, 492 nt
Organism: Penicillium nucicola
Lineage: Eukaryota; Fungi; Ascomycota; Eurotiomycetes; Eurotiales; Aspergillaceae
Exons: 2
Coding region: 1-492 (163 amino acids)
Source: RefSeq, a predicted model, not a curated record